AUAAGCACCAACGUUCUCUUCAGUAUAUUUUCUCUCUUUCUCCUUUCUAAUCAGUGCUCAUUGCUUAGCAAUUUCCUUCAACGCGUUGACGUUGAAAGAAACUAACAAAAAAAAAAAAAAAACAAAGAAUAAUGGUUCUAUCAAGUCUCCAGCGUUUACCAAUGAAUCAAGAUGACCCAGUUUUCUCUUUCUCUUUUUCUUCUUGUUUUUCUUUGUAUCCAAACAUAUACCACUUGUAAGAUCAUGUAAUUUCAUUUUUUUUUUUUUUUAAUUUUGACAUUCUUGCUAUUUUCCUCUUAUUAACUUGCUACUGUAUGAGCUUUUUCUUUUUAAAGAAUUCUUUGAUUCAUUUUGCUAUGUUUCUUGAUUCUUUUAUGUUGAUUUUAGGAGUGGAGGAACAUUCUUGAUUUCAUUUAUUGGUUUCAUUGAAUUAUUGUUUUGCUUCACUUGUUUGCAGGAUUUUUUCUUUGUGGGUAUUUAGUCAAGUAUGGGUUUUUCUUAUUAGGGAUUGUUGGUUAUUGUUCCAUGGGGUUGUUGAAAUAAUGGGAUUAUUUGUUUAGAAUUGGAACUAUAAGAUGAGUAGUCUUUUGAGAAAAAUCCUGCCUGUUGUACCAUCCAGUACUCCUAAAGAAGAUGAUGAGAGUAAUUAUGAAUCCUCUUACUCAUUCGCCGCGCUGUAUUCUGGCCCUCUAAUCACUCAUGAAAUCCCUAGAGCUGUGCCUGUUGAUGUUACUCAAAUCCCAAUUGCUUCCAAAAUUGCAUCAUCCUCAAAGGUGAACGAUGUACCGUUGCCAGUUAUCCAACCCAUCUUAAAGUCUAAAUCAUCUGGCAAGAAACCACCCAAGGUGCCAAGAUUGGGCAAAAGUAAUGAUGAACAUUGUAAAUCUUCCAAUGGGAUAGCUGAAUCGAGUAAAGUAGGUUAUGGAAAUGGUGACGAAUGCAGACCCAAUUUAUCCAAUGGAAGAGGAAGCUCUAGGGAAAUGGAAGAUGCAAUUGGUGAUGAGUGCAGGUCCAAUUUAUCUGAUACAGUACAAAGUUCUGGUAAUGUCCGUGAUAGUUCUCAUGAAGUAUCUGGACACUUGCAAGUGUUAGAAGUGCGUGAAGAUAACGAGGAAGAUUCAGGCAGAGACUUUCAAGAUUAUAUGAAUCCUACAAAUUGUGAGUCGAUGGAGUCUGAUCUAAGUUCACAUUCUAUAUCAUCUGAGAUUUUUUCUGGCAAAGAAGAUGAUUGUAUUGGAGAAGCUCCUUCCCAUGUCAGAAGGCCAUCUGUAACUUUCCUUGACCCUGAAUCAAGUAAUGUACUUCAGGAAGAUUCUGACAUAUCUGCUGUUGAAAGCGAAAUCCCUGCAAGGCCAAUGGCUUUAAGGCCUGGAAAGAAAGGGGCAUGCUAUAGAUGCUUGAAAGGAAAUAGGCUGACUGAGAAGGAGAUCUGCAUUGUCUGUGGUGCGAAGUAUUGUUUUAAGUGCCUGUUGAAAGCAAUGGGGUCAAUGCCUGAAGGAAGAAAAUGCGUCACUUGCAUUGGUCUUAAGAUUGAUGAGUCUAAACGAAAGGACCUGGGGAAAUGUUCCCGUAUGCUAAAGCAACUGUUGCCUAAGCUGGAAGUUAAACAAAUAAUGAAUUCUGAGAGAUCGUGUGAAGUAAAUAAACUACCACCGGAGCUUGUUUAUGUGAAUGGUGAACGCCUUUCUCAAGAAGAACUGUUCAUGCUGCAGACCUGCCCAUAUCCGCCAAAAAAGUUAAAACCAGGCAACUAUUGGUAUGAUAAAGUAUCUGGUUUUUGGGGAAAGGAAGGACAGAAGCCCUGCCAAAUAAUUAGUCCCCAGUUGACUAUUGGUGGUCAUAUAAAGCGAGACGCGAGCAAUGGAAACACAAAUAUUAUGAUAAAUAAUCGAGAGAUAACUAAAGUAGAACUUUUGAUGCUGCAGUUGGUAGGAGUGAAAUGUGAAGGAACAAAUCAUUUUUGGGUUGAUGCAGAUGGAUCCUAUCAGGAAGAGGGAAUGAAUAAUGUAAAAGGGAGAAUAUGGGAAAAAAAUACGGCAAAGUUGAUUUGUGCUGCAUUGUCUUUGCCAACUCCUCCUGCUUCUGCCCGUGCCAGUGGUGGUGAGGAGAAUAGCGUGCUCCCACCAGGCCUUCGUCAGAAAACACUUUAUAAACUUCUUCUUGUUGGUUAUGAAAAAUCUGGCACAAGUACCGUUUUUAAACAGGCGAAAAUUGUCUACCGCAUUCCAUUUUCUGAAGAAGAGCGUCAAAAUAUUAAGAUGAUGAUCCAAAGUCAUUUAUAUGGUUAUCUUGGUAUACUGCUGGAGGGGCGUGAACAAUUUGAAGAACAAAGUUUGAUUAGAAAGAAACGACAUGUCAUUGACCAAUGUAGUUCUUCAGCAGAUAAUGCCGGUCAGAUCAACAAUAGAACAACCUAUGACAUCAGCCCAAAAUUGAAAGGUUUCUCAGAUUGGCUUCUUAAUGUAAUUCUGUCUGGGAAUUUGGAAACCAUAUUCCCAGCUUCGACCCGUGAAUAUGCACCUUUCGUUGAGGAAUUAUGGAAUGAUGCAGCAUUCCAAGCUACGUAUAGCCGCAGGAAUGAAUUGGAAUUGCUACCUCGAGCUGCUUCUUAUUUCCUGGAACGGGCUGUUGAGAUUUCUAAGCCAGAAUAUGAACCAACUAAUAUGGACAUCUUGUAUACUGAGGGAAUCACGUCAUCCAAAGGGCUUUCUUCCAUGGAGUUCUCAUUUCCUAUUCCAGCUCAAGACAGCUGUGAACACAAUGAGCAUGAUCCUUCAAUGAGGUACCAACUCAUUAGGGUACAUCCAAACGUUCUUGGAGGAAACUGCAAAUGGUUGGAAAUGUUUGAAGAUGUUGACAUGGUCUUAUUUUGUGUUUCAUUGAUCGACUAUGAUGAGUAUGUCAAAGACAGCAAUGGAGUUGCCAUUAAUAAGAUGAUGGCAAGCAAGCAGCUAUUUGAAAGCAUUGUUACUAAUCCAAUGUUUGAAAAGAAGAAGUUUCUUCUAGUACUGAACAAAUUCGACUUGCUCGAGGAAAAAAUUGAACAGGUUCCGCUCACUCGAUGCGAAUGGUUUCAUGACUUCGAUCCAAUUAUUGGCCAUAAUCGCAACAGCUGUAGCAGCAGCAGCAUCAUCAGAGCUACAAACCCUUCGUUGGCUCACCGGGCGUUUCAAUAUAUUGCAUUUAAGUUCAAGAGAUUGUUCACUUUGCUUACUGAUAACAAGCUGUUUGCAUCAGUAGUUACAGCAUUGGAACCUGAUAACGUUGAUGAAGCUCUCAGAUAUGCGAGGGAAAUUUUGCACUGGGAGCACGAGGAACCCGUUGAAUACUCUUCUUCCAGUAAUGAGGCAAGCUCAACUUCAUGAUUUACUGUGUUACUAUACUAUCAGAGAGGCACUGCUAAACACUUUUUUUAGCAAAAAUUCAAUGUACUAUAUACUUCUAGAUAGAAAGAGGAGAAAUACGAUAGAGUAGUUGGGAUAACAGAAUAAAAACAUCACGUGUUGCUUAUUCUUGAAAAGCUGAAAACAUACCAUAAGCUUAUGGUGUACAGGUUCAUUUGCCAUUGCUAAUUAUAGCAUAAAAAAUAUUAAUCCAUUUGUUAUUCUUUA
Molecule: messenger RNA, 3611 nt
Organism: Ricinus communis (castor bean)
Lineage: Eukaryota; Viridiplantae; Streptophyta; Magnoliopsida; Malpighiales; Euphorbiaceae
Product: extra-large guanine nucleotide-binding protein 1
Exons: 8
Coding region: 576-3365 (929 amino acids)
Biological process (GO): G protein-coupled receptor signaling pathway
Molecular function (GO): G-protein beta/gamma-subunit complex binding; guanyl nucleotide binding; GTPase activity
Source: RefSeq, a predicted model, not a curated record